CACAGGUUAUUUAUGUUUUUGAGGAAGAAGUCGGUGACGCGUAAUUGAAGCACCAAUUGAUCAAAAUCCCCAGCCCCGCCUCUUGUAUCUUUAUUUUAAUGUAAUACAGGUAAAGCUGUAACUGGACACCUCACGGCAGGUAACGAGAGUAUAAAAACAAUGACAAGAAAAACAAGUCUUGUGAAUUACUUCAUUUGAUUUUUUCUCGGAAGGGACAUUCUCAAGAGUGAAGAGUUGUUUAUUUUUUCUUAAAAACCACAGCCUAGUUUGGAUCACGGUUCUGCGUUCCCUUCUUCCGUGUAAACUUCUCCAGUGACAGAGCAGAGAUACGUGGAUUUGUUUUUACCUUUUCCAGGUAACAAACACAUAUAGCUUAACAGGUAACCAGCUUGGUGUGAGCUCACAUUGCGCCUGCACUAAAGAUGCAGUCCAGCUUCCUGUCUGUGUGGCAUCUCUGCUUCAUGGUGGCAAUGCUGGCAGGGAGCUGCUGCUGUCAACCUCUCAAGCCAACGAUAUACCCAAUCUUCACCCACAAGCCUUUCCUCCUGGCCUGGAACGCACCCACGCAGAACUGCGAGCCCCAAUACGGGGUGACCCUCAACCUGGCAGUGUUUGAUCUGGUGGCCUCCCCCAAUGAAGGCCUGGUGGGGCAGAAGCUCACCAUCUUCUACAAAACCCGUUUAGGACUUUACCCCUAUUACACCGACAAGGGGGUUGCUGUCAACGGGGGGCUGCCCCAGCUCGCCAUCCUCAGGGAUCACCUGGCUAAGAUGCCAGAAGGGAUGGACAGAUACAUCCCAGAGCACAGAUCAGAGGGCCUGGCUGUGAUCGACUGGGAGGAGUGGAGGCCCCAGUGGGCCCGCAACUGGGACGCCAAGGACAUUUACCGCAACGUCUCGCGCUCCAUGAUCGCCCAGAAGAACGUGCACUGGACUGCAGAACAGGUGGAGGGUGUCGCCCAGGAGGAGUUUGAAGCCUCUGCCAAGCAGUUCAUGCUGCAGACUCUGAGGACGGCCAGGAGCCUGAGGCCCAACCGGCUCUGGGGCUACUACCUCUUCCCGGACUGCUACAACUACUACAAGAACAGCCUGAAGGACUACACUGGCCGCUGCCCCGACGUGGAGAUCAGCCGGAACGACCAGCUGGACUGGCUGUGGGAGGAGAGCACAGCCCUCUACCCCUCCAUCUACCUGGACCCCAUGCUGCGCUCCUCUGAGCUGGCACGCCGGUUUGUACGCAACCGGAUAGUGGAGGGGAUGAGGCUGGCAUCGGUGGGGCAGGGGCUGGCACGAGCGGUCUUCGUCUAUGCACAGCCCUUCUACCGCGGUGGGAUGCAGAUGAUGAGCAAGAUGGACCUGGUCUAUACCAUAGGAGAAUGUGCAGCUCUGGGUGCCGCUGGCGUUGUCCUCUGGGGUGAUUUAUCGUACGCCAACAGCACUGCUAGCUGCGGGGUGGUGCGGGACACCUUGCAGGGGACGCUGGGGAGCUACCUGCUCAACGUGUCGAUGGCGGCGCAGCUCUGCAGCGGCUCACGGUGCAGCCUGAAGGGCCGCUGCGUGCGGCUCAACCCCAACACCAACACCUACCUGCACCUGAACGCCCGCAGCUUCCAGAUCACACAGGAGGAGGGCAGCCUGAAGGUGAAGGGGGAGCUGAGCUCCGCUGACAGGGACGACUUCCGGAGGGACUUCAUCUGCCAGUGCUACAGCGGCUACAGCGGGGACUCCUGCGCGGUUCCUAACGCUGCCUGCAGUUUGAGAUCCGCUGUCAGCGACCUGCUGGCUGUGACGUUCCUGCUGGUUAUCCUCCAGAGGCACCAGGCUGUUUAACUGCGUUAAGAUCCUCACCAGGGGAAAGCUUGGAAGAAAAGCUCCCUCUUUCCUCUCCAAAGCUCAGCAUAUGAAGGAGGGCUGCUCUUCAAUUCCAGACAAAGCCAUACACUUGUACAAAUAAGCAUUCUGAGCCUCUUAGGACCCAAUGGCAAACGCACCCUGGAACCUGCUGUUGGGAUUUCUUGACUGCUGUACAGUGCUGUUGCUUUAGAGGUCUUUUGGGGGCGAUGCAGGGGCUUUAAUCAAAUGCUGUAAGACUCUACCUUCAGUAAUGUCAACUCUAAAACUGUUUUCAAUGAAACCUGACAAUUUCUGAUGAGAAGUCUUUUAUAAAGUGAGUAAUGUAUAAAAGGGCAGUGUUUUGGAUACAUAUUUAUUAUUAAAGUAUAAUUGAUGUAUAA
Molecule: messenger RNA, 2233 nt
Organism: Acipenser ruthenus (sterlet)
Lineage: Eukaryota; Metazoa; Chordata; Actinopteri; Acipenseriformes; Acipenseridae
Product: hyaluronidase-2-like
Exons: 4
Coding region: 423-1829 (468 amino acids)
Biological process (GO): carbohydrate metabolic process; hyaluronan catabolic process
Molecular function (GO): hyaluronoglucuronidase activity; hyalurononglucosaminidase activity
Source: RefSeq, a predicted model, not a curated record